Ectocarpus siliculosus is the source of this 3789-nucleotide messenger RNA. NCBI's taxonomy places the organism in Eukaryota, Phaeophyceae, Ectocarpales, Ectocarpaceae. The record is from the annotation of a GenBank genome assembly.
AUGCGGCGGGUUUGGGAGUUCCACGUCUCCACGUCAUCGCGUCGUUCGGGUGCGGGGAGAGAACGAGAUCGAACCGGUACUUCAGGAACUCCGAGAUGCCGAGAGGGGGAGGAGAAGCUACACAAGGACGGGGAGGGGCGACCUCUUCAACGUGCUGCGAUGAAGCACCCUUCAUCAGACGAGAUUGAAGGCGUGAAGUUGGAGGUCGAAGAUCGAUACAGGGUGCUCGGCGCCCUGGGCCACGGAUCGUUUGGGAUUGCGGUGGCGGCCUCGGAACACCCAACGGGCAGGAAACUAGCCAUCAAGCGGAUCCGCCCUCUUCCCGAUAGCCGCUCGAGGGCGCGACACAUCCUUCGGGAGAUCACAACCAUGAAGCUUCUUCGACACUACCCUAACAUCAUCAACCUAGGGGACCUUCGUGUGAGCACCACUUCCGGCACGCUUUACAUUGUCAUAGAGCUAAUGGAGUGCGACCUUCAGAGGAUUCUAGCCUCCGGACAGGUUCUGACCGUCGAGCACGUCAAGGUGAUACUGAAGCAGCUGCUGCUUGGAGUCCAAGCCAUGCAUCACCAUGGCAUUUUACACUGCGACAUGAAGCCGGCCAACAUUCUGCUCCUGAGUGACUGCCAAGUAAGAAUCACGGACUUCGGGCUUUCACGGAGUACGAAACACCCGCCGUUCAAGGAUGGAGAUGUGGGAACGAGGUGGUACCGCGCACCAGAAGUGAUGCUCGGAUCUGAAGGCGGAUGUGCAGAACCAGUUGACGUCUGGUCCGUUGGCUGCAUCUUCGGCGAGAUGUUGGGGAGCCGGGGGCCACUCUUCCCUGGCAAGAACGAUACCGAUCAGAUCAGCCUCACGCUCGCUGCCGUUGGCAUACCCGACACCGAAAGCAAUACCUGCCUCGGGUACUCGCUGAACGAGGAUGCUCUGCAGUUGCUACGAACGGUGCAUCUUCCCAAAGGACGUUCGCUUCGGUCCCUAGUACCCCCCGAUGUUGGUGAGGAGGCUUUCGACCUCCUGAAAAAGCUUUUGGACAUGAACACUCAGUUAAGGCUGACGGUAGCCGAAGCGCUGGGUCAUGCUUUUCUGGAAGAUUUUGCUAGGCUCCUGGGCGCGACUGUCUCGUCCAAACAUGCCUCCGCUGUCGAAAAAUCGAUCGGAAACCUUGGCGAGAGUGCUGUCGACUUCAGCUUUGAAGACGGCGAUCUUACCGCCGAGGAGCUAGGGAAGCUUAUCGUAGCGGAGGCCGCAGCAUACCAGGAUACGAGACCGGAGCUAUGCCGACGAGAUUGCACCAGGAACGGCGACGAUGCUCCUGCGGGCCGGCCGACACUUGAGCCAACGCUUACCUUGAAGGACGUUCUCGGAGCGGUGCGCACGCAAGCCCGCAACCGGGAACUGGAUGCCGGGAUCGGGGCCAGGGUAGGGGAGACCGCAACCGGCGAUGGGGACGACGCCAAUACCAAUCUCUUGGAACCCACCAGCCCACCCCAGACGUUUGACUCACGGUUCAGCUCCAUGGCGAACCUUGCAGACGCGGAAAACGGAGGUCUCGAUGGCUUGGAUGGGUCCCCGGCUGGUAGCACCGAUUCAGACCGGGGGGUGACACCUGAACCUCUUGAGAACCGCGCCGACAUCCGAGGUUGUGAGGAAAGCGGGGGGAGUGAGAGGCCCCAUCAGCGAGACGGGGGGGGGACAAUCGCAGCCGGGGUUCCGGAGUACUACCGCACCAACACCGGAGACGGGAAGGCUAGAUCGCCCACAGGGGGCUGCGGGAAGACAGAGACGGCCCCUCGACAAAAUACGACCAAGCAGCGUAAGAAGAAGGUGUCAUCAUCGAAGCAGCUGCUACAUGUCGAGGGGCGAGGCAGGUCGUUCGAGGAGGAGCGCGCGGCCUCCCUCAUCCAGAGGAGCCACCGUCGAGCGGCGGCGAUCAGGGCAGCUCAGAGGGAGCCCCUGGCGAUUCUCCGGCUGCUGAGAGACGACCCCGAGGUCCAGCCGAAGCCCAAGACGGACCAGUUCAGGCUGCGGGCGACCACCAAGUCGGCGAUCGAGGCCCACAUCAGGAAGACGGGGGCGGCACGGCGCAAGCCCCACCCGCUCCCGACCGGGCCUUGCUGGAGGAAGGCCGCGACUCCGAUGAAGCGAGUAGCGGCAACACGGGCCGCGCUCACGAAGCCCCGGGCCGUGUCGCCGCUGCACAGGAGCGUGCGACAGGUCAACACGUUCAUCGCGGCGACGGACAGGCAGCGGAGACAGCCGCCGUCCGCCGCGGCGAGGCGGGCGCACUCGGCGCCGCCGAGCAGGGCGACGGGGCGGCUCAGCGUGAUGGCGACGUCUGGAGCGAGGGUGCUGCUCCGGUUGCGCAAGACCGGGGCUGUCCCUCGGCUUCGGCCGGCGGAAGCUACCUGGCAACAUGGCCGGCGAUCAGCGUCGGGAGUGACGACGACAGCACGGCAAUCUAGCAGCAGUAGUAGUCACGCGGGGCACUUCUUGAGAAGCGCACCAGCAGCAGCACCUUGGCGAAGGGCGAGGGCUACGGGGAUCGGCAUGCAGUUGCCCAGGCAGACCGCUAGGGCUUUGACGUCUGGCGUGGACUUCACGGUGGUGAACAUGCCGGCGCUGUCGCCGACCAUGGAGAGCGGGACCGUGACGGAGUGGCACAAGUCCCCGGGGGACGAGCUGUCGGCGGGAGACGUGAUCUGCGACGUCGAGACGGACAAGGCCACGGUGGCCUUCGAUGUCCAGGACGACGGCGUUCUCGCGAGGAUCAUCUCGGAGGCGGGGUCGGGCGAGGUGUCCGUGGGGAGCCCCGUGGCCGUCAUCGUCGAAGACGCCGACGCAUACGCCGCGUUUGUAAAGGCCGACGCUGCCGGCGAGAGCAAGGGCAUCGAUGCGAGCUCGCUGGAGGGGACGGGCAAGGGCGGGCGCAUCACGAAGGCGGACCUGGUGCUGGCCCUGGCAAAGGGGGUCGAGUUCCCGGCCGCCGCUAAAGCCGCCUCUUCGCAGGCGCCGGCGCCGGCAACAGCAGCAGCAGCGGCGCAACCGGCGGCGGCGGCGGCGGCGGCGGCACCGCCGGUAGUUCCGUCCAGCAGCAGCGGGGACUUCGUGGACGAGCCCGCCAACAACAUCAAGAAGAUCACGGCGAAGCGUCUGACCCAGUCGAAGGCGGAGGUGCCGCACCUGUACGUGUCGAUGGCGUGCGAGGUGGACGGGCUCAUGGCCUUCCGAAAGGCGCUGCAGAAGGAGCACGAUGUCAAGGUGUCGGUGAACGACAUCAUCAUCCGCUCCGCGGCGCUGGCGCUCCGAGACGUGCCAGAGGCGAACGCCAAGUGGUCCGGCGGCGCCCGCCAGUCCGGCGAGUCCAUCGACAUUUCGGUCGCCGUCGCGACGCCGACGGGGCUCAUCACCCCGAUCGUCACGGACGCGGACCAACGGGGGCUCAGCAACAUCAGCGGCAAGGUCAGGGACCUGGCGACGAGGGCCCGCGACCGGCAGCUCAAGCCGGAGGAAUUCCAGGGCGGCAGCUUCACCGUGUCCAACCUGGGCAUGUUCGGGAUCAACGAGUUCUCGGCGGUGAUCAACAUGCCGCAGGCUUGCAUCCUCGCCGUCGGGGGCGGCGCGCCCAAGGUCAAGCCCGGCAGGGAGGCCGGGGACAAGCCGCGGGUGUGCUCGGAGGUGACCGUGAGGCUGUCGGCCGACAGGAGGGUGGUGGACGAAGCCAUCGCGGCCCAGCUGCUGCAGUCGUUCAAGCACUAUAUGGAGACGCCCGAGCUCCUCCUGAUGUGA